This is a messenger RNA of Nannizzia gypsea CBS 118893, 2763 nucleotides long. RefSeq names its product beta-glucosidase 1. Gene Ontology annotation, molecular function: beta-glucosidase activity. Bases 1 to 2763 code for a protein of 920 amino acids. Gene Ontology annotation, biological process: glucan catabolic process. The transcript has 3 exons. NCBI's taxonomy places the organism in Eukaryota, Fungi, Ascomycota, Eurotiomycetes, Onygenales, Arthrodermataceae. The record is from RefSeq and is a predicted model, not a curated record.
AUGGAUAAGUUGAAAGAAGCGAAGAAUCCUAGCCCAGCACGGAUCAAACAAAGGCGGCUCCUUGCUCUGAUUCUUUCAACAAUAGCUGCUCUUCUCACGGUAAUCGUUGUAUUCCUAUUCUGGGGAAGCCAGGAAAAUCUCGAACGUCCCAGGCUAGAACGCAAAUACAACAUCCCUGACAAAGUAUCGCCCACGAAAAAGAGCGCUCCGCUGGGUAGAAGAACAGUUCCAAGAUGGAAGGAUAGCUAUUUGAAGGCCCAGUCACUUGUCAACAAUAUGACCCUAGUGGAAAAGGUCAACAUUACAACUGGGGUAGGCUGGAAAAUGGGGCUUUGUGUUGGUAAUACCGGACCUGCCACAGAAGUCGGGUUUCCUUCGUUAUGUCUUCAAGAUGGCCCGUUAGGGUUACGCUUUGCGGACAACAUAACCGCAUUCCCUGCUGGUAUUACUGUUGGAGCAACUUGGAAUAGGGAUCUGAUGCAUAGAAGAGGCGAAGCGUUGGGGCGAGAAGCUCGACGAAAGGGAGUAAAUGUCCUCCUGGGUCCCGCUAUGGGCCCUCUAGGGGUACUUCCAGCCGGAGGGCGUAACUGGGAAGGCUUUGGCACUGAUCCUGUUCUGCAAGGAAUUGCGUCUGCGGAAACUAUACUAGGGACGCAGAAAGAAGGGGUAAUUGCCACUGCAAAGCAUUUUGUUCUAAAUGAACAGGAGCAUUUUCGGCAGCCACAUGAAUGGAAUAUAUCAGGAGCCAUGUCUACCAAUACGGAUGAUCGCACACUUCAUGAGGUAUACGCGUGGCCGUUUGCCGAGAGUGUUCGUGCUGGUGUAGGUAGCGUAAUGUGUGCAUAUCAGAUGGUUAACAACACAUAUUCCUGCAACAACAACCGGCUUUUGAAUGAAAUCCUCAAAGAUGAAUUGGCGUUCCAGGGCUUCAUUCAGUCAGACUGGUAUGGCCAGCAAACCGGCGUUGCAAGUGCUCAGGCAGGGAUGGACAUGAAUAUGCCGGGAGAAAUACAUUACUCAGACUCGGGAGCGUCUUUCUGGGGUCAGAAUCUGACUACUGCCGUUCUGAAUGGAUCUGUCGAGGUUGGGAGAUUGAACGAUAUGGCAACCAGGAUAGUUGCGGCAUGGUAUCAAUUAAAACAGGACGAGUGGGAAAAGCCACCGCCCGAUGGCAAUGGAGGACCAAAUUUUUCAUCCUGGACAAAGAAUGAAACAGGACGUUUGCAUGAAGGGAGCAAGGAUGACGACCAAAAGGUGACUGUUAAUCGCUAUAUCCGGGCACCAAACGUGUGGAAGGACUCUCAUAGUGGUCUUGCUCGAGAAAUUGCAGUCGAGGGAACUGUCCUCCUGAAGAACGAAGAUGGUAUACUGCCUCUCUCUGCAGAAGGGGAAAGUUCAGAUAGGAAGACGAAGGUGGGUGUCUUUGGGGAAGACGCCGGCCCAGGGGAUGGACCAAACGUUUGUCCUGAUAGGUCCUGCAAUCAGGGAACCCUUGGAUCGGGAUGGGGUAGCGGUGCAGUCGACUUUCCAUAUCUUGUCACGCCGUGGGAUGAGAUCAAGAAGACAUAUAACAGUAACAACGUCUCUUUAGACGGGUAUCUUUAUAACGGCAUCCAAGACAGCGACUUAGAGGAUAAAGACUUAUGCAUUGUAUUUACCAAUGCGAACUCGGGGGAAGGAUUCGCCUCCUGGGAAGGGAUGUAUGGAGAUCGCAAUGACUUAUCCAUUCAAAAGGAUGGCAAUAAUUUGAUCAGACAAGCGGCCAAAAAGUGUGGGAAGGGUAAAGGUAGCACUAUCGUGGUUCUUCACUCAGUUGGUCCGGUAAUGAUGGAAGACUGGAUCGAGAAGCCUGGGGUGAAAGCUGUUAUACUUGCAAACCUUCCAGGUCAGGAGAGCGGUAGAGCUCUUGGAGAUGUCUUGUUCGGUAGAGCUGAUGCAACUGGGAGGCUCCCUUAUACCAUUGCAAAGGAUCCUGAAGACUAUGGACCGGAAUCCAGAGUUCUAUAUGAGAGCAAAGACCCCGUACCCCAGAAAAAUUUCUCCCAGGGGUUAUAUUUCGAUUACCGGUAUUUUGACAAACAAAACAUCACGCCGCGGUACGAAUUUGGGUUUGGUCUAUCGUACACCUCCUUUCGACUAUCGGAUAUCAAAGUCAAGGGUCUAAAACAGAAAUCAGCGAUCGCAAAUGCAGAGUCCGAGGUUAAUGUGGCUUUACCUUCAUAUAACGAAAGCAUCCCAGACCCAGAUCUAGCCCUGUUCCCUGAAGGAUUUCGCGGGCUAGAUAAUUAUGUCUACCCCUACAUCACAUCUGUGGACGAUAUCCAGGAAACAAAACACCUUCACUUUCUCCGACAGAAUACCGAGGAAAAAGGCUCACCUGCCGGGGGUGGUGAAGGAGGAAACCCAGCGCUCUUCGAACAGAUCGUCAACGUCAGCCUCACAGUCAACAACACUGGGGCACGAGCUGGUAAAACUGUGGUUCAACUUUACGUCUCUUUCCCGUCUGGCGUUAAUGAGACAGUUAAGGAAGAGGGGAAAGACGACCAGGCGAUAUCCAUAGAUUUCCCUAACCGUGUGUUACGGAAUUUUGAAAAGACCGAGUUACAGCCUGGCCAAUCGAAGGAACUGAUCUUGCCCUUGACACGGAAGGAUUUGAGUUACUGGAGCAUCUACCAGCAGAACUGGAUAAUGCCUACAGCUGGGAAGUUCAAGUUUUGGGCCGGACAGAGUUCAAGAGACCUACCUCUUACUGGUGAAUUCUAA